AGAUCUGCCAAACUAGUAGCACUGGAUUCUACAGCUGCCCCACAAAUUACAUUUCUGCAGACUUAACUGAUUUUUGUGCCUCGAGCAUUUGCAGUAUUGGACUUAGCCUGUUUCUAGCCAACAGUGCGAGCAGAACUGAUGGAACAGGUGCCUCAUAUUGCCAUGUUCUGUCAAGAAAACAGACCUUCAAUCCCGUAUGCUUUUUCCAAAUACUUACUGCCUAUUGUGGUACGAUACCUUGCAGACCAGAAUAACCAGGUAAGAAAAACAAGCCAGGCAGCACUGUUAGUUCUGUUGGAGCAAGAACUUAUAGAGAGAUACGAUGUGGAGACCAAAGUGUGCCCUGUUCUGAUAGAUCUGACAGCUCCAGACAGCAAUGACGAUGUGAAGACGGAAGCCGUGGCUAUAAUGUGCAAAAUGGCCUCCAUGGUGGGAAAGGACAUCACGGAAAGACUUGUUCUUCCUCGGUUUUGCGAGAUGUGCUGUGACUGCAGAAUGUUUCAUGUUCGUAAGGUGUGUGCAGCCAAUUUUGGAGAUAUCUGCAGUGUGGUUGGGCAGCAAGCCACUGAAGAAAUGUUGCUGCCAAGAUUUUUCCAGCUCUGCUCUGAUAACGUGUGGGGAGUUAGGAAAGCCUGUGCUGAAUGCUUCAUGGCAGUUUCUUGUGCAACAUCACAGGAAGUCCGGAGGACAAAAUUGUCAACCCUUUUUAUUAAUUUGAUUAGUGAUCCUUCACGAUGGGUCCGCCAAGCAGCUUUUCAGUCUUUGGGGCCUUUCAUAUCAACUUUUGCUAAUCCAUCCAGCAGUGGCCAGUACUUUAAAGAAGAAGAUGGUAAAAACCCAGAAGAUUGUGGUUCUGCACAGGAAAACAGUGAACAAGUCAGGACUACAGAAGAUGUCUCAACAGAGGGUGAGCACAACAGAACAGAGGAUCUGUCUUCACAUGUUGAUAAUGAUGAAUUUGCAACAAAACUUGAAAAUGCCAUGGAAGAUCAAAAUGUAGUAUCAAAUAACUCCCAAAGGAAAAGUGAUUUCCAGACUGAGUCAUCCUUCCAUACAGCAGGUCUGCAGGAGGCUGGGCUGAAUUCACAGGAAACCUCUCUUUCAGAGCAGGAAUUGUAUAACUCUUUUCAUUUCUGGAGGACUCCACUUCCUGAAAUAGAUAUUGACUUCGAGCUUCAGCAGACUUCUGACAUAAUACUCGAUACAGAAAUUCAGGAACUCACUAUGCCAGUGUCUCCAAACAUUCCUAUGGCAACAAGGAAAGAAUUGGAAGAAAUGAUAGAAAAUUUGGAACCCCAUAUAGACGAUCCAGAUGUUAAAGCACAAGUGGAGGUGUUGUCUGCUGCACUCAGAGCAUCCAGUUUGGAUCCUCAAGAAGGGACAAUGGCCAGUGUUGGCAAGGGAAUAGACUCACAGACUGAACUAACCAUCAACGACCAACAAAACUUUAAACCUAUACUGGGUGAUAUUGUGCCUUUAAUUGGUGACACUGUUGAGAAUAUGGAUUCUACACUUCACUAUAUUCAUAAUGAUUCAGAUUUGAGCACCAACAGUAGUUUCAGCCCUGAAGAAGAAAGAAAAUCCAAAGUACAGGAUGUUGUACCUCAGGCCUUGCUGGAUCAGUAUUUAUCAAUGACUGAUCCAUCUCGUGCACAAACAGUUGAUACCGAGAUUGCCAAACACUGUGCCUACAGCCUGCCAGGUGUGGCUCUUACGUUAGGCAGACAGAAUUGGCACUGUUUAAAAGAUACCUAUGAGACACUGGCAUCGGACAUGCAGUGGAAGGUUCGGCGGACACUAGCAUUUUCUAUACAUGAACUUGCUGUCAUCCUUGGAGACCAGCUUACAGCUGGAGAUUUAGUUCCUGUCUUCAAUGGCUUUUUAAAAGAUCUAGAUGAAGUCAGGAUAGGUGUGCUUAAACACUUGCAUGACUUUCUGAAGCUUCUUCAUCUUGACAAAAGACGAGAGUAUCUUUAUCAGCUCCAGGAAUUCCUAGUGACUGAUAACAGCAGGAACUGGCGUUUCCGUGCAGAGCUGGCUGAGCAACUGAUCUUGCUUCUAGAUCUGUACAGUGCCAAAGACAUUUAUGACUACUUGCGACCUAUCGCUUUCAGCCUCUGUGCAGACAAAGUGUCUUCUGUCCGUUGGAUUUCUUACAAGCUGGUUAGUGAAAUGGUGAAAAAGCUGUACAUGGCUUCAACAUCAACCUUCGUGACAGACCUCAUGAAUGAACUUGUUGAAAAGUUCUGCAGAUGUCACAAAUGGUCUGGCCGGCAGACUUUUGUCUUUAUUUGCCAGACUAUCAGUGAAGAUGACUGCUUGCCCAUGGACCAGUUUGCUGUGCAUCUGUUGCCACACUUAUUACACUUGGCAUCUGACAGGGUUCCAAAUGUUCGAGUCCUGCUUGCAAAAACAUUAAAACAAACUCUUUUAGAAAAAGAAUAUUUUCUAAAUUCUGCCAACUCUCAUCAAGAAGCUGUGGAGCAAACAAUUAUGGCGCUUCAAAUGGAUGAUGACAGUGAUGUCAAAUAUUUUGCAAGCAUACACCCUGCCAGUACCAAAAUUGCUGAUGACGCCAUGAGCACUGCUUCAUCAACUUAUUAAAAAGUUCUGAAUGUUGCUAUAAUUAAAAAAAAAUUAAACAAACUAUCCUCAAAUGCUUCUAAAAUGGUUGAUCUAGGACAACCUGUUUGGAAGGAGAGAUUUCUUGCCAGACUUAACAGGUGGAUAUUAUCUAAACUUAAUACCAGGGAUUUUAAGUCAAGAAAAAGUAAACAUACCUGUGUCAGCUUGACUUUAGAAAAACACUGCUCAGAGGAUUAUUUUUGCCACCGAAGCCUUAAAUCUUCUGUCUUCCUGAACAAAUGAAACUUGAAUUGGCAGAUCAUUUUCAUUAUAGAAAGGAUGUGAUUACCAGAGACCUGCAUUGUUUCUCCUGAGGAGUUAACUUAGCAAGUAUUUUCUGUAGCAACUGAUAGGUGAAAUGGCCAGAAAGACAAAUUUAUACCGGGAUGUGAGACCUCCAGUAUUAGCGCUAAAAGGUUUUAUCGUUCAAGGACUUGAUUUGUGUGCAGCUGGGCACACCCUUAAGUGGGAAUAGCUUUGAUGUUUGUAAAUGGGGAAAAGUAGAAAUUGGAAUUUCUCUUAAGGGCUCAGUGCUAACACUAAACUAGAAUUUGAUUUUAAUCCUUAAAUGCAGCAUAUUGCUGUACCCAUUAGCAGAAAACUUUGCUGAGUACCUGUGUCCUAAUUAUUUUCAUGCUGGUCAUGACCUAAAGGAAAUUUAUUAGCACAUGUACUUUAAGUCAGGUAUUUUUAACUUGAUCAUGAUCGGCUCUGAGGUGCAACUUUUUUCUUCAUAUACUGUACAUAUCUGUGAGCCUCCUUGGAGUGCUGCAGUCUUUAAUCAUGUUGUUUAAAGCUGUUGUGAUACAAGUUGUUCUCUACUUGUCCAAAUAAAAUUUAUUAA
This is a messenger RNA of Charadrius vociferus (killdeer), 3469 nucleotides long. RefSeq names its product protein phosphatase 4, regulatory subunit 1 (gene PPP4R1). Gene Ontology annotation, biological process: protein dephosphorylation. Bases 139 to 2604 code for a protein of 821 amino acids. Lineage: Eukaryota; Metazoa; Chordata; Aves; Charadriiformes; Charadriidae. The record is from RefSeq and is a predicted model, not a curated record. Gene Ontology annotation, molecular function: protein phosphatase regulator activity; protein binding. The transcript has 18 exons.